Schistocerca serialis cubense is the source of this 843-nucleotide messenger RNA. RefSeq names its product piggyBac transposable element-derived protein 4-like. The transcript has a single exon. NCBI's taxonomy places the organism in Eukaryota, Metazoa, Arthropoda, Insecta, Orthoptera, Acrididae. The record is from RefSeq and is a predicted model, not a curated record. The coding region runs from base 1 to 843 and encodes 280 amino acids.
AUGCACUACUGUCUUGGAUUUUAUACAUACAGAGGUGGCAAAAGCCAAGAAGGUAAGGCUGAGAUUGCAAGACAUGGCUUAGGUUACUGUGUUGUUCAGAAGUUACUGCGUUUGGGUAGUUAUUUGAACAAGGGAUAUCACAUCUUUGUGGACAACUUUUUCAUGUCAGUACCACUUGUAAAAAGUCUCUACAAACUAGGUACAUGCAUUACUGGCACUGUAAGAAAACACAGGAAAUAUUUGCCAGAGCAAUUUAGAAAGAAAUUUGGAAUUGGGCAAAGGAUGUAUUGUAAGUCAGGUCCAGUACUAGCAUGUGUGUACGGAGAGAAAAAAUCCCAGCAUACCCCCGUUCUCUUAUUGUCAAGUAAAGUUGGUGCUGGUGACAUUGAAGUCCAAAAUAAAAAUAAAACAGUAAAAAAGCCAGAAAUAAUACACCAGUACAACCAGUAUAUUGGUGGAAUAGACACAUCCGACAUGAUGCUGCAUGCGUAUCUGGAUGAGAGGCGAACUCUUCGUUACUGGAAGAAGGUAGCUUUUAACAUAAUGUUAAGAAUGGUACUGAACUCUUACAUAUUAUACAAAGAGCAUAAUAAGGGAAGGAAAUUUGUUUCCAGAUAUGUAUAUACUGUAAUGAUAAUUGAAGCCUUGUCAGAUGAAUGGCUGCAAGAAAAAAAUGCAAUUGAUGACCCUCAUGGUGCUCCGGGUUUGAGAAAACUUCCAGAGAAGAAAGAGUCAAGAUGCUGUGUGUGUACCAGUCAGGGAAGGAAAAGAGGGUCAGGAACUGUUUGUAAUGGUUGUAAUAAGGGGUUGCAUGGUGAAUGUUUUCCUAAACACACAUGCUAA